Molecule: messenger RNA, 1636 nt
Organism: Medicago truncatula (barrel medic)
Lineage: Eukaryota; Viridiplantae; Streptophyta; Magnoliopsida; Fabales; Fabaceae
Exons: 9
Coding region: 239-1354 (371 amino acids)
Biological process (GO): CAAX-box protein processing
Cellular component (GO): membrane
Molecular function (GO): metalloendopeptidase activity
Source: RefSeq, a predicted model, not a curated record
CCUCACAUAUACACUAAUUCCAAUUUCAACCUCAAACCUUAAACUUCAUCGUGUCAUGUUCAAACACCAAAACUCACCACACCACCACACAAAACCACUUCGUAGAUAUCAAUAAAAUAUCCGAAUCUUUGUUCUUGUUGUUCUGUUCUUUUGCAAACUCAAUAUGAACAACAACAUCAUCAUCAACAAGAACAAAAACCCAUUUUGAUUUUGAAUUCUUUUUUCUUAAUUGAAUUGAAUGGACCUUUCUCUAACACUAACGUCAAACCCUUCUUCAACUUCACUCUCUCAUUUCUCAAAACUAUGUGAAUUUCAUCAAAGGAAGAAAAGGGUUUCUUUCUUUGAUGUUUCAAGAGUUGUUUCUGUGCGGUGUGUUAAAGCUUCUGCAGAGAGAACUGGUGAUACCAUAGAUGAUAGAGGUGAGACAAGAACCGGGUUCACUACACCUGCAGCUAUGGAAGUCACCACCACAUUCAACCGUGGUUUCAAUGAUGCUGCUGGUGCUGCUGACUUUCCUGUUUGGGAAAAAAUUGGUGCUGUUGUUAGACUCAGCUAUGGAAUCGGGAUUUAUGGUGCUAUGGCUGUUGCCGGAAGUUUUAUAUGUUCGAUUACUGGAAUUGACUCUCUUGGGGGUUUUCAUCUAUCAUUAGAUGCUAUUGUUCAAGGGCUUGGAUAUGCAGUUCCUCCAAUUAUGGCUCUUCUUUUUAUACUUGAUGAUGAAGUUGUGAAGUUAUCACCCUAUGCCCGUGCCAUUAGAGACGUAGAGGAUGAAGAACUAUGGAGUUUUUUCUAUGGCAUGUCCCCUUUGCAGUUUAUACUGAUGGUUGCUGCAAGUUCGGUGGGAGAGGAGCUCUUCUACAGGGCUGCAGUUCAGGGGGCACUGGCUGAUAUAUUUUUACGAGGCAGUAAUCUUAUACAAGAUGUUCGUGGAAUGGCAUCUUUGACAGGGGUACUGCCACCAUUUGUUCCAUUUGCUCAGGCACUUGCAGCUGUACUUACAGCUGUCCUCACCGGUUCUCUCUAUUAUGUGGCUGCCUCUCCUAAAGAUCCUACUUAUAUUGUUGCGCCUGUUUUACAAUCUCGUGCUAGUCGUCAAGAUUUGAAAAAGCUGUUUGAAGCAUGGUAUGAGAAAAGGCAAAUGAAAAAAAUCUAUUCCCCACUUCUGGAAGGACUAUUAGCUCUCUACCUCGGUUUUGAGUGGAUCCAAACAAAUAAUAUUCUUUCUCCGAUUAUCACGCAUGGGAUUUACUCCACUGUUAUAUUGGGACAUGGCCUUUGGAAGAUACACGACCACCGGCGAAGACUAAGGCAGAGAAUCCAACAACUCAAAUCAGAAGAAAAAAAUUCCAACUAGAUUUUGAAAUGCUCUCUGAAGACUGAUUUUGGUGAAAAAUUUGUAUAUGUAUUAGAGUUGUUAAUAAUGUAAAGAGAAGAUGUGUAUAUUAUGUGUUAGAUGAGAUCUCAUACAUACAGAAUAUGCAAAGUUUUGAUUACAUUACAGGAUUCUCUAAUUUAGAAUCAUCAGUGAUUUACUGUUUUGUAAUAAAAAUUGGAGUAAUCCAAAAGCUGUGUAAAAUUAAUAAAAUAGCAUAUAUAUGAUGUCCCAAUUACAAUCUUUGCUUUAAAGAUUACAUUA